This is a messenger RNA of Lachancea thermotolerans CBS 6340, 237 nucleotides long. RefSeq names its product ubiquinol--cytochrome-c reductase subunit 10 (gene QCR10). The coding region runs from base 1 to 237 and encodes 78 amino acids. The record is from RefSeq and is a predicted model, not a curated record. The transcript has 2 exons. Gene Ontology annotation, biological process: mitochondrial electron transport, ubiquinol to cytochrome c. NCBI's taxonomy places the organism in Eukaryota, Fungi, Ascomycota, Saccharomycetes, Saccharomycetales, Saccharomycetaceae.
AUGGUUGCUUACGUUUCUAAAUUAGCUGCUAAAACUGCCCCUCAUUUUGGGCAAUUAAAGUUGAGAAAUCUCAUCGACUACAUCCCAAACCUUGCUAUUUGGGGAGGCGCUUCUCUUGCCGGUGUUUUCGUUUUCACCGAGGGCUGGCCAAAGUUUCAAGACACCAUUUACAAGAAGAUCCCAAUCAUGGGUCCUCAUUGGCAGGUUGAGAUCCCCCCUGAAGACAGCCCACAAUAA